UGAAGAGACUUGUCUCUCAGUGGUGGCGAUGAUGACUGUAUUAUAUAAUCUUGGAUAUGCGAUUGGGUACUAAUCGCGAGUAUAUACUCCGUAUUGUAACGUCUUGGUGCUCUCGCGCAUUUACUUCGACUCUUGUUUGCUGAACUUUUCAAUAGCGAUACCUGACUUCACUGUUAUCAGGCUGAUAUAUAAGGCAUGAGUUAGUUUGGACAUGACAUAAACGCUUCACAUCGCCAAGGCAUAUCCUUCCCUCGUGUGCUCUUGUGAGACAAAGUUUUCUGCAAUCCGCCGUCACUGACGAAAUAUCAGUUAACUGACGAAAUAUAAGUUAACUGUUGAAAUAUCUUGUUAACCAGGUACUAAUCUGCGACCAAGACACCAGAUUUCGGUAGCCAUGAAACUGUCGGUCGCUGCCACAGCAAUACUGAACCUCCUAUCGUGCGUGUUAGGCACACUGACGGAACUAAACAGUUAUGAGUACCCAGAAAACUCGGAGGACUGCAGAAACUUUACUACAGCAACUAUGCAGCUGAAUAGCGAUAUAAUAGAAUAUAUCACUAUCCCAACUAUAGAAUGUUUGACUAUCAAAAACAGUGGAAUUAGUGUAAUCCGUACAGGAGCCUUUAGUUUUAUACCAAACUUAAAGUAUUUGGAUCUCAGUAAUAAUAAAAUUCCUUCUCGUGAUUUGAUGUCCUUCGGAAGCCUUCCGACACUUAGAACGUUGAUAAUUAACAAUCAAGUUUCGUAUUCUUAUGACUUAUUAACGAUAACGAAUCCAUAUCCGGAGCUUCGAUAUUUAAGCUUGAGAAACAGUAAUAUCAGAACAGUAAUCUUUUCACAGACAAAUGCUUUACCGAAACUAACGCACCUCGAUAUAUCACAAAACAAGAUUUCCGAUAUAAAUCUGAAUCCCUGUGAAUUCAAAAGUUUGACGCACCUGAAUUUAAGCCACAAUGACAUAUAUUCCUUGGGUAUACAAUCUCUAAACAAUUUAUCGUGGUUAUCUUUAAACAAAAAUAGACUUAGCUAUAUAUAUUUUGAUUUUCAUGGAAUGCAGAGUUUAAUGUAUCUUUCAAUAAGGCAAAAUAAAAUACGGCAAAUAUCCACCGACGCGUUUGCAGAUCUCGUGAAUCUUCGUUACUUGGACAUGUCCUCGAAUCAACUACAAACGUUGUUUAGUACGACGAUGGGGAAUUUGACGUCGCUGGAGGUUCUUCUGUUAGAUUCCAAUUUGCUGGACGACUUACCCUCAAUGUUGCCCAGGAACCUAACAACGCUCUCGGCGAAGGAUAACAAAUUGAAUGUUCUGACAAUGUCUGUGUUCCACGAUCUGCCGAACCUGAGGACGCUGGACUUGGGCUGGAACAACAUUUCGUACCUGUCCGAGGGCACGUUCCAGAAUCAGAAGCUGUUAGAGGAACUGAAUUUGAAUGACAAUCAGCUGACUCAUCUGCCACACGAUUUCUACCAAAAUUUUGAACAGCUUCGCCGCUUGGACUUGUCGAGGAAUCACAUUACGCGCCUGGAGAACGUAUUACUGCCGAAUAUGCUCAGUGUGCAGCACUUGUACAUAAUUGAUAACCCUAUCGGUUUAGUGACUUCCAAUACACUCAAAGGAAUUCCUGACAACCUGACGAUUCAUUUGAUCAACGAGAAGUAUGAUAAAGGUACCGCGCUGAUUGACACCACUGAUUCUUUCAGAGUUCGUCACGGCCUGCAAGCCAUGAACCUCCUGAUCGCCGCGUUGGCGUUGCUGGCGGCAGCACCAGCCUUGGCAUCAGCUAGGGCGAUCGAGUUCAUGCUGGAAUACGAAGACGACUACUAUUCCGACUGCGAGAAUUAUACGCUAACGCUACAACUAUCCAGCAGCCAGUUGGAGAAAGGGUUCAUCUCUUCAGCAACGGUGAGAUGCUUGCUGGUGCAAGGCGGCCUCGUCGACUACGUGGCCGACGGCGCGUUCGAGCAGAUGCUCAGCCUCAAGCACCUAGACCUCCGUGGAAACAGGAUCACUCCAGGCAACUUGUUCUCCUAUGGGAAUUUGACGUCAGUUAGAACCUUGCUGCUGAGCAACCAGACCGUCGGGUAUUACGGUAGAGCGGCUUACGUGAAGAGCCUGUAUCCGCAGCUCAGGCACCUGGACCUGAGCAACACCGGCUUGGACGGGGUGAGCAGCGCGUACACCGAGCCCUUCCCACAGCUCAGACAUUUGGACCUGUCUAUCAACAAGAUCGUCUACCCGGACUUCACCAGCCUGCUGCCGCAAUCCUUGACCCAUCUCCUGCUGAACGGAAAUAGCAUCUCACGGUUCUCUGCGAAGAAGCUGACCAACCUCACCUUCCUGCAGUUAGAUAACAAUAAUAUCGCAGCUCUAGGCAACGGUUACUACUCGCUUGAAUUGGCCAACAUGUUCAGCUUAAGGUACCUCUCCGUUGCGAACAAUCGCAUCUCCACCAUUCACCGGGACACGUUCAACGACACCGUGCACCUCCGUCAUUUGGACCUCUCCUACAACGCUCUGUCGCGCCUGGAACCAGCCACCAUAGUCAGCCUGCAGCAGCUGGAGAUCCUCAUUCUGGACGGCAACUCGUUCGAAGACAUCCCCGCCACGGAUAUAAUGAACCUUACCACCCUGUCGAUGAAUUGCAACAAAAUAACACGUUUGACGGUCAAUCCGCUACUGAACCUGCCGUACCUGAGGACGCUAUAUCUAGGCGGCAACCGGAUCUCCAACGUGAACGCGUUCUCGUUCCGCUUCCAGACCAACCUGCAGGUGCUGUACUUGAACGAUAACCAUUUGAGCUCCCUGCCAAAUGACUGGGCCACCCAACUGAAGAACCUGAAGCGACUGGACCUGUCCGGCAACCGAUUCAUGUUGCUGGAUUUCGCGGUGCAGUCCAUGCCGUCCACGCUGACGCAUGUUUACUUCGAGAGGAAUCCUCUGCAGUACGUUAAUACCGCUGCCAUGCGGUCCACUCCGGGGAACUUCACCAUUUAUAUGCAACCGGAAGCGGGCAGAGUUGCACGGUGCAAGAUGUUCGAUGGUAAAGUCGUUGCACUGGAUGGGGACGACGAGGAGGGACUGGAGCGACUAGACGCCACGGGGUCGCUCUCACCGGGCAAGACGAUGGGAAGUGAAUCCUCGCCGGUUGCAGGCAGCGUCGAGCAAUAAUCAAUGAAUAUCUAGUGCAAACUGAUCAAUCGAUUGAACGGAACAAAUUGUUCGCAUGGAUCGCGAUGGAAUUCAGUUGCGACUGUUAACCGCAGUUAAUCCGAAACAAUUGAAUCGUCAAUUGUGAUUUUAAGCCUGAAAACGUUUCAUAGUCUUUCCGACGGAACAGUCGAGAGACGUGUUGUAUCGAAUGCUGACGGGAGAUGAUAAAGUUAUGUAAUUAAAAAAAUUGUUUAAAUUCGAGAAACAUCAUUAUGAUCUUACAAUGAUUACACUGCGUUGCAUAAUACAAAUUAGAUAAUAAAUGCGUAAAAUAAAUGUCAGAUGUUUGUUUCUUGCCGUUCUGUUGGUGUUGCAGCCCACGGAUGCGUUGCACUUGUUGCACCCUAGGGUUGGCUCGGCCCUGGGGAUUAUCAUAAUUAUCAUUACUUUAAAUUCUGAUAGUAUCAAACAACGUAUCGAAACUUCGUACAUAGAUCACUGAUAUAUUCUUGGCUAUAUUUGUCGAGAGCUACUUAUCUUCGAUGUGUAUUUUAACACUCGACCUACCGUGCCAGUCGAAAUGACUGGUUCCGAUUUGUUUGUUUCGCAAUUGUUGAUAUCUUAAGAGCAUCGAAUAUUCGAAAUGAUCUUGGAAUUAAGUAGCUUCACUUGAAUACUAUAAUGAAUGCCCGGAGAAACUGGAAAUAAUUUAUUGCCACAAUUUUCAUUCGGAUUACAUAUUAAUCAUAUUAAAUGCUCGGUUGUUCUAGAGUUGGAGUGCACGUUUAUCGCACAUAAACGACCUUUAACUCGGUUUUCGAUGACCACGCACGAAUGAUUGUUAUUGAACAGCGGAUUCUGCGUUUAUUAGAAACGCGAGUGCGCGGAAUGCAUUUUAUCUUUAACUUUAUUAUUUCCUCUUCGUAUCUUUCCGUUGCAAACGAUGCUUUUGCUUUAUCGCAUCGUUUUCAACAAUUUUUAUUUCAGGUACAGAUACUCCGUUUAUACGUUGGAACAGAUAGCGAAUUAUAUUAACGUCACGAAUACGAGUGCGCAGAAUAUAAGGUUGCAGAACGUAAUCAAUGAAUUUCCAACUUAUUGCGAUUCCGAAGAAAAGAAAUUAGUUCCUACUUUAUCCUCGUUUCUUCUUAAAUCUAAUAAAUUACUACGUCGCUACUAUUAUUAUCUCUAUAAGAACAAUGAUAACAAAUACAUUAUCGUAU
Messenger RNA from Nomia melanderi (Alkali bee), 4374 nucleotides. RefSeq lists its product as uncharacterized. The record is from RefSeq and is a predicted model, not a curated record. Gene Ontology annotation, molecular function: protein binding. Lineage: Eukaryota; Metazoa; Arthropoda; Insecta; Hymenoptera; Halictidae.